AUCCCUGCCUGGUGCUCAACAACCAACAGCUCAAAGUUUACCGGACACGUUUCUCCUAUUCAUCAAUAUCCCCAUUGAGUAUCAAAGCCAAUUUAUGACUGGCCAACAUGUGCACGUGAUCCCAUACAAAUACACCAUAUUUGGGCAGCGGCACGUCGGAUCAAGAAUUAAAAAAAAAAAAAAGAAAAGAUACCAAAGCCUACUCCACCUAUAAAUCCUGGCUUAUUUUUUUUAGGGCAGACAGCUCAGAAUUUUCCAAAAGCGGCGACAAAGCAACGCAAUGAUCAACAAAAACAAGGAAAUAGCCGCAACACACGUCCCGCAGACCCUCUCUGGUUUAGCAAGAAAGUGUCGCUGCUAGUUUGGGGAAAAGAAAAAAAACAACAAAACAAUGAGCUCUUAUGUUGACUGCUCCAACCUCAGGCAAACAAGCGAGACAACUUCUCCCAACACUAUGUUUAGUUUCGAUCUAUCUGGGCGCGCGUCCAGCCGCUAUGAGGGUGUUAAUGUGAACGGGAUAUUCACUUGUCCCGUCCCCACGACCUCUGUUGAGCGGGACGAGAUGAAAACUAGCCUGCGUGGCAACACGGAUACUCCUCUGCCGCCGGGACCACAGAUAACCAUGGUCUCCAGCAGCUCCUCCGUGGACGCGAGCGGGCUGCGCUACGGCGGCGGCACGCUGCUGGGACUGGGGGCGGACAGAGACCCGGACAGGAGCGCGAAAUCCGGCGGCAACGUGAGCCAGGAGGGCGAGAGGAACGCGGAGAGCACGCAAGCGGCGAAACGCAACGCAAAAGUGAACCAGGACAGUGAGCAGCGGCCACAGAUUUACCCAUGGAUGACAAAACUGCACAUGAGCCACGAAUCGGAGGGUAAGCGGUCCAGGACCAGUUACACCCGCUACCAGACUCUGGAGCUGGAGAAAGAGUUUCACUUCAACCGCUACCUGAGCCGCCGCAGGCGCGUAGAGAUCGCCCACACCCUGUGUCUAAACGAGAGGCAGAUCAAAAUCUGGUUCCAGAACAGACGAAUGAAGUGGAAGAAGGACUCAAAGAUCAAAGUGAAGGAGUAGAGGCGCACCAGUGAAGCGGGGUGUGCGCCGCAGCACGUUUUCAGCCCCUCUACUGCACAGUGCUGGAGUGCCGCCUGACCUCCGGAUGAACCGCUAGGAGCAAUGACAUCAUGACACCGCUCCGUGUGCUUCAUCACCAAUUAUGUGUCACUUGCUGCAGUUUGGGACCUAAUGUAUUGAAUAUCACUCACUUUGAUCAAUCGGUUUACAUUUCUAAAUUAAUUUGCUGCCCAUGCGAUGAUAACCUCACUUUGCUGCACGGAGGGGACACGAGGUCGAGGGGGAGCCGGGGUCCCUCACGCUGCCAGGCUUCGGUCUCGCAGAGCACUGAGAGGCUGCACAACGCUGCUAAUAAUCCAUGUUUCUGAUUAGGGUAAAAAAAAAUAAAAAUAAUAAUAAUAAUAAAAAAAAUUUAAAAAAGAGUCUGGGUGCGUGGCAUCCAACUUUUCAUCAUCACCAUCAUCAUCAUCAUCAUCAUCAUUAUCAUGUGAGAAAAUUUUAAGGUCAAAGACUCAAAUAAAGGAUAUUUGAUGAUGUGAUCACGACAGUUCAAAUAGUUUCCCACCUCUUUUUUUUCUCCUCCUGUCUGUCGAAUUUGCUCGUCUAACAUGUUGCAGUGCAAACAAGUUGGGACGUGUGUGAUGACGUGUGAUGUGUUCAGUGAGAUAAUAUCUUUUUUUUUUUUUGUGAGUGGAUUUCUGUCAAGCCGUCCUCCACGUGUGUCUAUUUUUUCCUUGUGAAUCUUAAUCAUUAUGUGUAAUUCAGCGACUGGAUGUGAAAAAUAUUGUCAUGUGCAAUGAAGCCAAUUUUCUCUUGCCCAACCCCCUUUGUAAACUUUCACGGUUCACACAAGGCCUAGAAUAACUGAUAGAUUGUCGACUGUAACCAAUAAAGUAUCAUCAUUUAAAAAAA
Messenger RNA from Acanthopagrus latus (yellowfin seabream), 1984 nucleotides. RefSeq names its product homeobox C5a (gene hoxc5a). NCBI's taxonomy places the organism in Eukaryota, Metazoa, Chordata, Actinopteri, Spariformes, Sparidae. Gene Ontology annotation, biological process: regulation of transcription by RNA polymerase II; anterior/posterior pattern specification. Gene Ontology annotation, cellular component: nucleus. Gene Ontology annotation, molecular function: RNA polymerase II cis-regulatory region sequence-specific DNA binding; DNA-binding transcription factor activity, RNA polymerase II-specific. Bases 392 to 1072 code for a protein of 226 amino acids. The transcript has 2 exons. The record is from RefSeq and is a predicted model, not a curated record.